UCAAGACCUGAGUGAGUGAGAGUAGUAGGUAACAAUGGUUACAACAACAAAGUUGGAAAUCCAAGGAUGUCUGCCAUGUAAUCACCUUCAACUUCAAGAUCAACCCACUCACUCCACUCUUUCUUCACACUCUCUCUCUCCCUCAACACACUGCAACACCAUCUUUGAUCCUCGGUAAUCGAGCUGCAAGCUCUCUCCUUUCCGUUGAAUUCGGAUACCCUUUUGCCUUCUUCAAUGGCUUCCACUCCAACCCCACCUCCUAAUUGCUCCUCCGUCGCCUCACGCCCCACCGCCAACAACAACAACCACUCCAACCACCCCCACCGCCACCACAAAAACCACUUCAAGAACCAGCACCAACGCCACAACAAUCGCUUGUCUGCCUCCAGGUACUCCUCUAAGCCUUUACCUAUAGCCGCUGCUGCAACUGACAUAGGUGGUGCUGUUGGAGUUGGAGCUGGUGCAGGUGUUGGUGCUCCUCUUGCUGGCAGUGGCAAUGCUCCUCCUGCUUUCACCUCCUCCCUUGGUUCAUUUAUGGGUGCCCGGAAGUCGAGGCUGGCGCCGGAGUUUUCCGGGCGGCGGUCGACACGGUUUGUGGCGAAGAUGCACUCUGGUAGUCCCAGGAUCAACCCCAACAAUCAUCCUCAUACGAAGGCGGCUGAAGAGGCAUUGCACUGCCUCCUCCAAGCUGGUAAUGAUGCUGCUGCUCUUGAUACUGUGUUGUUUAACUAUGAACAUAGGCUGUGGGGGUGUGAGGAUUAUAUUUACAUGCUUAAGGAAUGUGGGAACAAUGGUAGGUUCUUGCUGGCUACUAAGUGCUAUGAUUUUGCCAUGUGGAAGGAGAAUGGGAGGGUUAAUAAAGGGAAGUUGACUAGUACUAUGAUUAGUACUCUUGGUAGGUUGGGGAAGAUUGAGCAUGCUGUGAGGCUGUUUGAGAUAGGGAGGUAUGAAGGGUAUGGGAACACUGUGUAUGCUUAUUCUGCUAUGAUUAGUGCGUAUGGGCGUAAUGGCUGUUUUCCUGAUGCCAUUACAUUGUUCAAGUCCAUGAGAAGCUUGGGUUUGGAACCCAACUUGAUUACCUAUAAUGCACUGAUUGAUGCAGGGGCCAAGGGGGGAGUGGAGUUUAACACAGUUGUUAAGUUUUUUGAUGAAAUGGUGGCCAAUGGAUUGGUGCCGGAUAGGGUUACUUACAAUUCACUUAUUUCAGCCUGUGUCCCCAAGGGCUUGUGGGAAGUGGCUCAGAAUUUGUUGAGUGAAAUGGAGCAGAAAGGGAUUGACCGGGAUUUAUACACAUAUAAUACAUAUGUGGAUGCGUUGUGUAAGGGUGGUAAGAUGGAUUUAGCCAAGAAGGUGAUGGAGGAGAUGUCUGGUAGGAGAAUUUGGCCCAAUGUGGUAACUUAUAGUACCAUGAUGGAUGGUUAUGCCAAGGCUGGCCUCUUAGAAGACGCCAUAAGUUUGUAUGAUGAAAUGAAGCGUCUGGCGGUCGGUUUUGACAGGGUGUCUUAUAAUACCAUGGUGGGGAUUUAUGCUAAGCUGGGUUUGCUGGAGGAGGCAAUCUAUGUAUGUAAAGAGAUGGAGAGCUGUGGAAUAAAAAAUGAUGUGGUAACUUAUAAUGCACUUUUGGGUGGGUUUGGGAAGCAUGGCAAAUAUGAUGAUGUUAGUAGGAUUUUUGCUGAGAUGAAAGCCCGAAAUAUACAUCCAAAUACAUUAACUUACUCAACAAUGAUUGAUGUGUACACAAAAGGUGGAAUGUAUAGGGAAGCAAUGGAUGCUUAUAGAGAGUUCAAGCAGGAAAGGUUGGAGGCUGAUGUUGUUUUCUAUAGUGCACUAAUUGAUGCCCUUUGCAAGAAUGGUUUAGUGGAGUCUUCUAUGGUGUUGCUUGAUGCAAUGAUAGAGAAAGGAAUUAGGCCCAAUGUUGUCACUUACAACUCCAUAAUUGAUGCAUUUGGUCAGCUGUCAGCUUUGGAAUGUGGGGUUGAUACUUCUGUUCAAGCCAAUGAGCAUCGAGUUGUACCUUCAUCUUCUAUGCUUAUUGAUGGUGCCCUCCAAAAUCUAGCUAUAGGUAAGGAGGAUGACCGGAUCAUGAAGAUGUUUGAGCAACUUGCUGCUGAAAAAUCAGGUCAAAUAAAGAAGGACAUGAGGGGCAGUCAGGACAAGUUCUGCAUCUUGUGGCUCUUUCGGAAAAUGCAUGAGAUGGAAAUCAAACCUAAUGUUGUCACAUUUUCUGCCAUUUUGAAUGCUUGCAGCAAUUGCAAGUCCUUUGAAGAUGCUUCAAAGCUGUUAGAUGAGCUUCGCCUGUUUGACAACCAGGUGUAUGGGGUAGCCCAUGGGCUACUCUUGGGUUACAGGGAACAGAUAUGGCUUCAGGCUCAAUCUCUGUUUGAUGAAAUAAAAAGAAUGGACUCUUCAACGGCAUCUGCCUUUUAUAAUGCCCUGACAGAUAUGCUGUGGCACUUUGGUCAGAAACGUGGGGCUCAACUGGUCGUGCUUGAAGGGAAACGCCGCGAAGUGUGGAAUGGUGACUGGUCUGAAUCUUGUUUGGAUCUGCACAUGAUGUCUUGUGGUGCUGCUAGUGCUAUGGUUCAUGCAUGGUUGCUCAAGAUACGUUCUGUAGUGUUUGAAGGCUGUGAACUGCCCAAGAUAUUGAACAUUUUAACUGGCUGGGGUAAGCACAGCAAGGUUGUUGGUGACGGCACUCUAAGAAAGGCUAUUGAGGCACUCCUGAAUGGCAUGGGUUCACCCUUUAAGAUUGCUGAAUGUAACUUAGGAAGAUUUAUUUCUCCAGGGUACUUGGUAGCUGCCUGGUUGAAACAAUCCAGCACACUGAAUGUGCUUGUUUUGCAUGAUCUAAAAAAUUCUGAACCUGCUGCUGAGCAUAAGUUGCCAGCACUUUGCAUUUAGCUACAAUGUUAUGCUGCUUUUUUGGUCAAAAAGUCCUUAAAUUCAAUGUCUACCCUUUUGUGCUUAA
Lotus japonicus is the source of this 2968-nucleotide messenger RNA. RefSeq names its product pentatricopeptide repeat-containing protein GUN1, chloroplastic. Lineage: Eukaryota; Viridiplantae; Streptophyta; Magnoliopsida; Fabales; Fabaceae. Bases 235 to 2901 code for a protein of 888 amino acids. Gene Ontology annotation, cellular component: chloroplast. The record is from RefSeq and is a predicted model, not a curated record. Gene Ontology annotation, molecular function: protein binding. The transcript is spliced from 4 exons.